This is a messenger RNA of Varanus komodoensis (Komodo dragon), 3249 nucleotides long. RefSeq names its product WD repeat domain 72 (gene WDR72). Bases 1 to 3249 code for a protein of 1082 amino acids. The record is from RefSeq and is a predicted model, not a curated record. Gene Ontology annotation, cellular component: cytoplasm. Lineage: Eukaryota; Metazoa; Chordata; Lepidosauria; Squamata; Varanidae. Gene Ontology annotation, molecular function: protein binding. The transcript has 19 exons. Gene Ontology annotation, biological process: protein localization to plasma membrane.
AUGAAGGGCUCCGUGCAGGUUGUGGCGUUGUGGGGCAAGCAGGCCCCAGUCCACAGCAUCACAGCCAUCCUGAUCACGGAGGACCAGGGCACCAUCGUGACAGGGAGCCAGGAGGGGCAGAUCUGUCUCUGGGAUCUGUCUGCAGAGCUAAAGAUUUCCUCGAAGCAAAUGCUCUUUGGUCACACGGCGUCUGUGACAUGUUUAGCUAAAGCGAGAGACUUUGAGAAGCAACCCUACAUAGUCAGUUCUACGGAGAACGGGGAAAUGUGCAUUUGGAAUGUCAGCUGCGGACAGUGUGUCGCAAAUGCAAGGCUUCCCUUUAGGCACACGGCAAUUUGUUACUACCGCAACACCUUCCGCAUGACGGGAGAGGGCUGGCUCCUGUGCUGUGGACAUUAUGACGACAUCCUCGUCAUUGACGCCAGAACGCUGGCUGUGCUUCACACGCUGGCGUCUUCUCACGCGUCAGACUGGAUCAGCUGCAUGUGCUUGGUGCACUCCCCCCGGAUCCAAGAGGAUUCCUUAAUAGCAGUGUCUGCAGCAGGAGAUCUUAAGGUCUGGGACCUGUCAUCUUCGGUAAGCAAGAUACAGGAGGCGCAAAGUAUUAACGAAAGGGAAUCGAAGUCCCUGGACUGUGGCUGCUGCAAUGCAGUCCGAUUUUGCACCUACACAGAACGGCUCCUCUUAGUCGUGUUCUCCACCUGCUGGAAGGUGUACGAUUACUGUGACUUCUCCUUGCUGUGGACUGAAUUUAGCCCAAGCGGCCAGUGCUUUGCUGGGGGUGACGUCCUUGCUGCACACAGACUGAUAAUUUGGACAGAAGGUGGCCAUGGCUGUAUCUACCAGCUGCUGAACAGUGGCCUUUCCUGGAGUGUACAGCCAUUCAGUGGAGGGGUGCUCAAAGAAACAGUUCAUCCCGUCUUGCUCUGUUCUACAGAUGUGGAAGAUAACAAGAGUUUCUCUUAUGUUAUGGGCUUCAUGAAUGAAAGAAAGGAACCUUUUUAUAAGAUCCUAUAUUGUGGAGAAACCUCCGGAAGAAUCACUUUGUGGCAUAUUCCUGAUGUCCCAGUUUCAACUCUAGAUGGUUCUCCAAAAGAGAUCCCCAUAGCAGCCUCCUGGGCUCUCCAGGAUGACUUCGAUGGCCAGAGACCUGUAGAGGCCGCUGCUGCCGACCAUCUCUGUGGGGCUGAUGCCGGGGGCAGGAGCGCCACCAUCACUUCCUCGGUGUUCAUCCCCAGCCUCGAUGCCUUGGUGUGCGGAUGUGAAGACGGCAGGAUUUUCAUUGUCCUGGCUCUGCAAGCUGCCAAGGUCAGGCUGCUGGAAGAUGCUUCCUUGCUGGAAGGCGCCCUGCCCCGCAGGCUGCUCAGCGGCCAUAGCAGCAGCGUGACGUCCUUGCUUUACCUCCACGGGCAGUCCGCCCGCUUUGAUCCCAGCUGGCUGGUUUCCGGCAGCCAGGACUCCUGUGUGAUCUGGUGGGACAUGUGCACGGCAGAAGUGCUGCAUCAUUUCUCCUUGCUGGCUGGCCCCGUCAUGGACCUGCGGCUGUCUUCAGAGAACUACAGAUUUAAAGGCCACCGGAUCGUGUGCUGCAUCUGCAGGGACCACUCGGUAGUGCUUCUGCACAUCCAGGAGCGAGCCUGCAUCUUGCAUGCCAGGAAGCACCUUUUCCCCGUGAAGAUGCUUCGGUGGCAUCCUGUGGAAAACCUGCUGGUUGUUGGAUGUGAAAACGAUUCCGUUUAUAUUUGGGAUAUUGAGACAGGAAUUCUGGAGCGCCACGAAAGUGGGGAAAUGGCCAAGGUGAUCCUUGCUUGCUGCGAAGACUCAGCUCGGACAGUGACAGACCCUCUGCUCCCUGUCUGUGAAGAAGACCCAGAGAAGCAGAAACAUGCAGGCGGUCAAUCUUCCAGCUCCUAUACAUUUGGCAACAUUUCCUGCGGCAGCCUUGCUCACCAAGGAAAGUCUUUCGCUUGUGGGUGGCCUUUUACCAUCUUGCCAGUGAAGACAAAAUGGGGGAACACAAAUUUUCAUGUACUCCUAUUUGAUUUGGAAAAACUAGUAGAAGUGCUGCAGUCUGCUCCGCUCAAUGGACUAAAAGCAUCCAGCUCAUUCCACAGCUAUGACACUUUGAAGAGAGCGAAAAGCACAGCUGAAAAAAGGACACUGAUGUUAAAACGAAAUAGAACCUCUGCGUCGCUCACACCGCUGGAUGGGCAAGUUCAAAUGGCUAGUGAAGAGCAAAUCUUUGGGGAGAACAGUGUACUUAGAUCUUCAGAACAAAGUGGCGGCAUCAAAAGACACAAAAAAGCCAAAAGCUCCAAAAAGGUUAGGAGGCAGCAGCCAGGAAAAGUCAAUCUGAAUGUCACCACAGAUGCAGCAAAGCUCCUCUUAUCUUGCCUCUUGCCCUGGGGUGUGGACAGAGAGUUGGAUGAUCUCUGCGUUCGGGACUUGGAUAUCUUAAGACUUCUUUAUCCAGUCUCAUUCGGACUAAUUUCAAAAGACAACCGCCUUUCUCUGAUGUUGCCAGGGUGGGGCAGUGCUAAUCUGGUGAUGGUGGAACAGCAGCACAAAGCAGUCAACUUAUUUUCCAGCAAAGUGCUGGAUCUGUGUAAUAAGUACAUUGGAGUGGUCCAAGAGCAGAGAAGAAAAAGCACUUGCACCACCGACAGGUCAAGCACUCUGGUCUACUUACUGAGCAGGAUAUGUUUGGUUCAAAGGAUAAUCAGCAGGCCUUUAGAAAACACAAGUCCACAGAAACCCGAGUCCGCACGCAGCAAGAGGAGGCCCGGGCCUUCCCUGGGGACUGCCAGUGCUUCUGAUGAGCCGGCUGGAUGCCCAUUUGGUUUUUCUGCUCAUGGAUUGGAUAAUGCUUCACUGGUUAGACUUAUUUCUUGCUGGAGAGACCAGUCCAUACAGAUGACUGAGGCCAUCCAAGCCGCCUUGCUGGCCGAAGUUCAGUGGGGCAUGAGGAACCAGCGGAGGAUGUUGCCGAACGGCCACAGGCAGGCACCUGCCAGUGAGGAGGAGCCCAAGACUGACCAGCCAGAGGCGAAAAGGAGCCACCCCUUGCUGGUUGCCAACAGCACGGUCAAGCGUGACAGCUGCACGGCCUCUGUGGAGAACCGCGGUGGAGAGGACGGUGCCGAGGGGCGGGUCUCGGAAGCGUCGGAGAACCCACUGGAGAGCCGGAUGACGAAAAAUCCAGUGGAUGCGCUGCCCAAGGAUGUUGGCAAGACGCUAAAACAGAAGUGA